UCCCCAGCUGCCUGCACUCGUCGCCGUGCCCACUGCUUCCCACUGUCCUCCCUGUCCCUUCUAGUCCCACGGAGGGAGUGGGCCCGGUCAGGGCAGAGUCUUCGAGACACAAUGUUCACAUCCAAGUCCAACUCCGUGUCACCAUCGCCGUCCCUGGAGCAGGCCGACGCGGACGCGCUGGAUAUCAGCACCAAAGUGCAGCUCUACGGGGUUCUGUGGAAGCGGCCGUUCGGGAGAUCUUCGGCCAAGUGGUCCCGGCGGUUUUUCAUCAUCAAAGAAAGCUUUCUGCUUUACUACUCCGAGAGUGAGAGAAAGAGCUUUGAAACCAACAAAUACUUCAAUAUCCAUCCUAAGGGUGUCAUCCCACUGGGUGGCUGCCUGGUGGAGGCCAGAGAAGAGCCCAGUAUGCCCUAUGCCAUGAAGAUCUCACACCAGGACUUCCAUGGAAAUGUCUUGUUGGCUGCUGAGUCUGAGUUUGAGCAGACACAAUGGCUGGAGAUGUUGCAGGAGUCUGGGAAGGUGACCUGGAAAAAUGCCCAGCUAGGGGAAGCUAUGAUCAAAAGCCUGGAGGCACAGGGGCUACAGCUGGCUAAGGAAAAACAGGAAUAUUUAGACAAGCUGAUGGAGGAGACAGAAGAACUGUGCCUCCAGAGGGAGCAGAGAGAGGAGCUCGAGCGCCUGAACCAAGUGCUAGAGGCUGAGAAACAGCAGUUCGAGGAGGUGGUGCAAGAGCUGAGAGUGGAGCAGGAGCAGAUCAGGAGGGAGCUAGAACUCACCGCAAGAUGCCUCAGGGGUGUGGAGCAGGAGAAGAAGGAGCUGAGGCAGCUCACAGAAUCCUUGCAGCAUACACUGGAGGAACUGUCCAUAGAGAAGAAGAAAACCUUAGAGAUGUUGGAGGAAGAUAAGAACCAGCCACAGCCCUUGACCAAUCAGAGUGAGCAGCCUCCAGCCAGCGACGGUCUCCAUAGCAACCUCAGGCAGAUCGAAGAGAGGAUGCAGGAGCUUUUGGCCGAGAAGCUUCUGGCAGAGAAGCGGAUGAAGGAGAACGAGGAGCGCUCACGGGCCCUGGAGGAGGAGCGGGAGUUCUACUCAAGCCAGUCCCAAGCCCUGCAGAACUCGCUGCAGGAGCUCACUGCAGAGAAGCAGCAGGCUGAGCAGGAACUCAAGGCUGAAGUGAAAGUCCGCAUGGACCUUGAGAGACGCCUCCGGGAGGCAGAGGCGGCCUUGCGGAGCCUGGAGCAAGGCCUCAAUUCCAAGGUUCGGAACAAGGAGAAGGAAGAGCGGAUGCGGGCCGACGUGAGCCACCUGAAAAGGUUCUUCGAGGAGUGCAUCCGGAAUGCAGAGCUGGAGGCCAAGAUGCCGGUCAUCAUGAAGAACUCCGUGUACAUCCACAAGGCGGCCACUCGCCGCAUCAAGAGCUGCCGCUUCCACCGCCGCCGGUCCAGCACUUCCUGGAAUGACAUGAAGCCAUCCCAGUCCUUCAUGGCCUCUCAGCUAGAAGCCAACAACCUAGAGGAGCUGAAGGAGGUGGCCAAGAGGCUAAGCAGAGACCAGCGCUUCCGGGAAUCCAUCUAUCACAUCAUGGCCACCCAGCCCGGGGCCUCUGCACUCCCCCGGGGAGGAAAGUAAUGGGAACCCCUCCCCCACCUCCUGUCUUUCCUUGGUGGGGCAGCAGGGAGGUCUGACUCCCCUUGGGAGGUGAUACCCUGCUCUGCCUCACCCGGAGCCCUGACCUUGGAGCUCAGAAGAGAGUACUGGAUUCCCUGGGAAACUGGAGGGUACAGAUGGUUGUGAGCUACAGUGUGGGUGCUGGGAAUCGAACCCGGGUCCUCUGGAAGAGCAACAGUGCUCUUAACCACUGAGCCGUCUCUCCAGGCCUGAGCCCUGUCCUUGGGUCUACCCUAGGUGGGGUGGGUCCUCACCUGGUUGCCAUGAUGAGGCCUGACUCUGUGUCUUCUUGAUCUGUUGGUCAAGAAGAGAAGUUGUCUAUUCCGUGAGUACUGGAAAGUUCCUCUGGUACCCACCGUACCCCUCCGUGACUCUGCAGCACUGACCCUGAUCACAUAACAACCCCCAACUCUCUCUUCGCUCCUAAUCCUCCAAUACAACAGUGUCGUAUCCAGGCCCUCUGCACAUAUUCCAUGUCCUCAGAGAGGGAAGAGCAGGCCCUAAGACACAACCCCAGGCUCACAGCACCCCAUACCUCUCUGCAGUGUUCCUGGGGGCUGCUGUCUGUAAGUCCACCCAGGCCUCCUAGUCACAAAUGGGUUUCUCCAUAGAUAGCUCCAGCAGCCUGCUGGAGGGUACAGAAGUGUAUGGUCCCUGAUUUGUUCUUUUCCAGCCAUGAUUGAGAAUUCUUGACCCCAGGGUUUCCCCAAAGUACACACAGCCAGAUCAGGAGCGAAGAAGCUUUUGUAUUAUCCAGUCAGGCAGAGCUCUAGCUGCCUCUGGCUGUUGUGACCCUGCUGCCCUGAGAUCACAGAGGCCUGCCUCUCUCCCAGCCGGCUCACCCUGCUGCCUCUUCCUGCAGCAUCCUCACUCAGUGAGCCAAUGUAGCCUGGAACCCACCACAUGGGAACAUGGGCCUGUGGGGAGCCAGUAGCCAUCGGUUGGCUCAGUGUUGUCAGGGUGACACUAUAACAUCAGCCUGCAGGUUUUAUGGAAGACCACUACCCUUCAGGAGGCCAAGGACUGAGGGAUGUGUUCUUCAUCUCUGACAGUCUUUUGGGCCUAUCCCUCAGAAGCUGCUUGAGUCUAUCAGUCUUGCCAAACAAGACUUGGGGAGGGUACAGAAAUGCAGGCAGUGGUUAAGAGCACUUGUUUCUCUUUCGGAGGACCCAGACAUGAUUCCCAGCACCCACGUGGUAGCUUACAACCACAUGUGACUUCAUUUGCCAGGAGAUCCAACACCCUCUCCUGACCUCCACAGGCACCAGGCACUCACUCGGUGCGUGUACAUACUCAUGUGCAGAUGAAACAUUCAUACACAAAAUAAAACUUUAAAAAAAAUGUAAAAGGGGCUGGGUGCUAAGACAGUGCUGGAUCAAAGGCAUCCAUUUUCUAUUCAGGAGACUGAAGCAUCUUGAGGGAGGGACAGAAGUAGCCCUGGGGAAGAACCCUUGCCACGGUCUGGGCUGCCCUGCUCCCCAAGAUCCCUUCCCGGUGGGGGUGGCCUUCGGUAGGGUGUUUUGGAAUCAGUGUGUCUGAAUGCAAAUAUAAAGCUUUGAAUGCAUAUGAACCUGCAUAUACCCAAAGCUUGUCUACAUGAUAUGUGUGCGGAAUGGACUUGGAAUGAAGACGUAUAAAACCACAUUACUGGUUUUGUUUGUUUUUAAAGAAUUAAU
Apodemus sylvaticus (European woodmouse) is the source of this 3344-nucleotide messenger RNA. It is a transcript of the gene Plekhd1, whose product is annotated as pleckstrin homology and coiled-coil domain containing D1. NCBI's taxonomy places the organism in Eukaryota, Metazoa, Chordata, Mammalia, Rodentia, Muridae. The record is from RefSeq and is a predicted model, not a curated record. The transcript has 13 exons. The coding region runs from base 112 to 1629 and encodes 505 amino acids.